Lampris incognitus (smalleye Pacific opah) is the source of this 1946-nucleotide messenger RNA. It is a transcript of the gene cbr1, whose product is annotated as carbonyl reductase 1. The record is from RefSeq and is a predicted model, not a curated record. NCBI's taxonomy places the organism in Eukaryota, Metazoa, Chordata, Actinopteri, Lampriformes, Lampridae. Bases 130 to 957 code for a protein of 275 amino acids. Gene Ontology annotation, molecular function: carbonyl reductase (NADPH) activity. The transcript is spliced from 7 exons.
GCGUUUCAUUUUUUUUUAACAGUUCCUCGUUAUCCUCCCCCCCUCCUUUGCUCUGAUCACUACUGCCUCUACCUGUGGUUCGGACCUCUCCGCUGCAGCAAUCCACCGACAAGAAGACGACAUUUAACCAUGUCCACCAAGGUUGCCAUUGUAACAGGUAGUAAUAAAGGGAUCGGUCUUGCUAUUGUCAGAGCACUGUGCAAGCAGUUUCAAGGAGAUGUCUUCGUCACUGCAAGGGACAGUGGUCGUGGCCAGGCGGCGGUAGAAUCUCUAGUCUCAGAGGGACUCAAUCCCAUGUUUCAGCAGCUGGACAUUAAUGACCUGAACAGCAUCACUGCCGCAGCAAAUUUCUUCAAACAGAAAUAUGGAGGCGUGGACGUUCUCAUCAACAAUGCUGGGAUAGCAUUUAAAGUUGCAGACACUGCUCCGUUUGCCGUCCAGGCUGAGGUGACCCUGAAGACAAACUUCUUUGCCACAAGAGAUAUGCUGACUCACUUCCUACCUAUAAUCAAACCUGGAGGUCGUGUGGUGAACGUCUCUAGCAGCGUAGGUUCCCGGGCUCUGAAUCUCUGUAGCCCUGCCCUGCAGGAACGUUUCCGUAGUAAGGACUUAACAGAGGAAGAACUGUUGGGACUAAUGCAGCGAUUUGUCCAGGAGACCAAGGAUGGCAAGCACAAGGAGGGGGGCUGGCCUGAAACAGCAUAUGGAGUAUCAAAGACUGGACUAACAGUGCUGUCAAUGAUCCUGGCUCGGCGGCUAUCUAAGGAGAGACCAAAUGACCAGAUAUUACUGAAUGCCUGUUGUCCAGGCUGGGUGCGAACAGAUAUGGCUGGUCCUAAAGCUACUAAGUCACCAGAUGAGGGCGCUGUAACUCCAGUCUACCUAGCCCUGUUGCCCCAAGGAGCCACUGAGCCUCAUGGGCGGUUCGUCUCUGAGAAACAAGUACAGCCAUGGUGAUGGGUCAUAGGGAUCUGUGUGUGUCUUGUGUGCACACAUGGACAUGCUCGUCUGAAUCUCUUGAUUAACACUUGUGGGCUUAAAAGAAUCAUCACAGAAAAAAUAUACAUUGCUUUUCUAAAAUAAAAUAACCACCCUUUUGGGGAGGGGGGGUGUUGCCAAGUAUGAAAAUGAGACAUUUAUGAAAUGCAAAGAAACACAUUAAGAAAUAUAACAGAACCUUUUCUUAGAAUUUGUGAUUUUAUUGUAAUAGAAUACAAUGCUGAGACUAACUGUAAUGAAAAUGGAAUCAAAACCAUUUUUGUGUUUUUGUUUUUUGUGUGUAAACCACAGUAAUUAUUUUUGGUUCAUCUUAGUAAUCAGUGAUUUGGUUGAAGUUGUAUUUCUGCAUUUCCAUUUGACUUUAGAAUAAUUUUGAUUGAAAAAUAGGUCUUGAAAGAUGGAUCUCUCAGUGAGUCUAAGGGUAUGUUUGCAUUGCAGGUCUUGAUGCCCAGUUUCGAUUAUUUGCCUUUACCCAAUAUUUUGAUAUAUGAUAUAUCUUCUUCUUCUUUCGGCUUGUUCCCUGUUUCCCUGGGGUCGCCACAGUGAAUUUAGUAGUUUCCAUCGGUACCCUGUGAGGGCACAGCACCGAUGGCAGUCGUUGUUACCCCGGGCCUUGACCAAUCCGGUAAGGUCUUGAGAAUCCGCAUAACUAUUUGCUAAAAUUUUACAUUGAAUGCCCUUCCUGACACAACCACUAACCCUAUGGAUGGGGGCACAGGUAAAGCGCUGGAUGCCACCCCAGUAUUCAUGGACUUGUGCCUAUUCCUGUCGCCAUUUUGAUAUAUGAUAUAUAAAUAUAUAAAAUGCGAGUGUUGCACUUUGAAUGAUGUACGAUUCGCAAAGUCUUAAUCAAAUUGAUCUGUGUGAUUACUUUUGAGUUGCAUUGGCAGAUAUCAGAUUCCUAUGAAUCUGAUGUAUUUCCAAAAUAAAGAUUUCAAAAUAAGAUC